AUGGCUUCUAGCAGGCUUGCUCUUCCGGUGGCUCUCCUGCUGUGCGGAUUUCUGGUGAUUGGAUCCAUACACAGCACGGGGGCAGCGGAAGGCAAGAUUUGUCCAUUGUUCUGCAUGGUUGGGAGGAAGUACAUGACAUGCCCGUCGACAGGCUGCAAGCAGCUGGAGCCAGCGUGCAACUGCUGCCUCGCCGGCGAGAAAGGCUGCGUCAUCUACUUCAGCAACGGCAACGUGACGAGAUGCCCUAGAGAGUGAUCACAACACUCUUCCUUGUACUUGCAUGAGAAAAUAAGAUUUGUCUUUGAUGCUGAAUAAAAUCG
Lolium rigidum is the source of this 320-nucleotide messenger RNA. RefSeq names its product proteinase inhibitor PSI-1.2. The transcript is spliced from 2 exons. The record is from RefSeq and is a predicted model, not a curated record. Gene Ontology annotation, molecular function: serine-type endopeptidase inhibitor activity. Bases 1 to 255 code for a protein of 84 amino acids. Lineage: Eukaryota; Viridiplantae; Streptophyta; Magnoliopsida; Poales; Poaceae.